AAACCAGGAGCUACUUCUAUUUUGGUGGGGAUUGUACCAAUUUGGAAGUACCGCCGGAUUUUAUCAAGUCAACUGGUCAUUUUCAAGUCAAAGACCCCAACCCUUCUACUGGAAGUCAGAAGGUUGGCGACGGAAGUGGAGUCCCAACGGGUACCUAAGCCAUGCGACCGAAAUGACUUAAAAUCCAAGAGCCAUCUCCCAGGUUGGAUCAAUCUAGCGCACCAUGUCGGCCCAUGGAGAAGAGGAGGAUGAGGCAUCGUACAUAGAUUACGAAGCUUUUCUCGAUCCCAAUUUCAGACCGGCUUCGUUCGCCAAUACGCUUGUCCUAGCCACCAACAAUCCUACCGACACCCCCCUCGAUCUCUCAACACCGCUGUCCAAGGUCCUGUUCGAUGCCCAGGAGCUCGACUCCCACAUCCACGUCCUAACCACUCGUUCCGCGAUCCCCCUCCUCACACACACCAAAGAGCAGACAGACGCGAGCAAGAGGAUCAUAUCCGAGAUCGACAGCCAAUUCAAGAGUUUGAACGAGAGUUACAAGCAACUCGAGAAAGAAGUCAUACAGAAACAUGCCGAAGCCGACGAGGUGCGCUUCGUUGCCUCGAGGUUGUGGGAGACCCUGAAGCUUGGCAGGUCUGUAGGCCGAUGCCUGCAAUUGGGUCGCCAACUCGAGGUCCAACACGGCGAAUGGAGCAGUGGCACUUCAAGCAGUCAGAAAGAGGACCACAGGGCUCUUGUACGGUGCGCACACACAAUCCUCUCUUUAAGAGAAAUUACCGAGAAGAACGGGCCUGGCGAGGAAGGCUAUGGACUACAGAAUGUAGAUGCGAUUAGAAGUUUACAAGACCAUGUCGUGGGGCCCAUCGAGCGGUCUAUAAAGACGACUUCCGAGCAGAUCAUUCGCGAGUUCUCGAUUGGUUCUGCCUCGAGCACAGCAACAUUUGCGCAAAGCGAAGAAGCUAAAACAAGAAUCAUAUCUGCCGCCAUCACGCUGUAUCUAAUUUCGCCUACGGUUGGCGUCAAACCCGAGAAAUGGGCGCCCCAGUUUCUGGUACAAGCUCUCGAGGUCUAUCUACGCAAUGCCCUACAAAGCUCCAUAUCUUCACUUGCGAGGUCACUAGCGACACUUCCAUCACUCGACCGCACCUUAGCCGAGGUCUCAGCACGAUGCCAGAAUAUUGUUGCUCUAGAAAUCAUACUAGACGCCGCGAAACCGCCAGCUCACCCACUCCUGCCGACACAAAAAUCCAUUCUCGAGAAGAGCAACCUCCUACAACCCCUUCUUACAUACCUCGAAACCGGUUCACUGGCAUCGUACUUUUGGAGGUCUAUGGCCGGUAGCCUGGCGACUAGGGUGCAAGAAAUAAUCAACCGUGGCGGGGUUUCUGCUAGAACCUUGAAGACGAACCGAAGUGCAGUGGGCGAGGCAAUCCGGGAAUGCGUUAUUCGAGGUAGUCAGCCGCCUAGUACCGUGGCGCCAACCAAAGGCCGUGGUUCCAAAAGCGAUAACGAGAAGACUAGCAGUUGGGAUAGGGAGGUAGCUGUCAUGGUUGGUAGUGUCGUGAACAACCUGGGGCGAUGAGAUUUGAUUCUGCCGCUCGUAAACAUAGUAUACUUUGACUUGGUCACCCUCCGGCGAUUGUUGGUAUUUUGAGUGUCAUCGCUCUUGUCACCUGGCCACUAAUUCUGCCUUGUGGUGAUGACUGAUAUAUGUUUUUGCUAGCGAAGCAAAUUCACAUUGGAUCACAUAGAUGGGGCUUAACCGUGGCUGUUCUUAGCUCCCAUCGACUCAAACACCCCGCGAUGAAUUCAAACCCACCUUUUGAAAGCAACGGAUGUCUGAUAGUAACGGGUAGCGUUAUCUACCCAGAGCCAGCGAGUCGAGUAUGUCAUUUACUGGAUCGCAAAGAAUAUGACCCUCCACU
Xylaria bambusicola is the source of this 1925-nucleotide messenger RNA. Its product is annotated as golgi transport complex component Cog5. Lineage: Eukaryota; Fungi; Ascomycota; Sordariomycetes; Xylariales; Xylariaceae. The record is from RefSeq and is a predicted model, not a curated record. The transcript has a single exon. Gene Ontology annotation, cellular component: COG complex. The coding region runs from base 224 to 1582 and encodes 452 amino acids. Gene Ontology annotation, biological process: intra-Golgi vesicle-mediated transport.